AUGCCUUCCACGGACAAAUACACCGAUCCCGAGCUCCGCGAUGAGGUCAAGGAGGAAAUCCGUCAGGGAGACAAGGGAGGAGCACCUGGACAAUGGUCUGCGCGCAAGGCGCAAAUGAUGGCGGCCGAGUACAAAAAGCGAGGCGGUGACUACACCACCGACAAAAAGGACCAGGACGAGUCGCAACAGCACCUCUCCAAGUGGGGUGAGGAGGAGUGGCAGACCAAGGACGGCAGCGCGCAUGCAAAGCAAGAGGACGGCACCCAGAAGCGCUACCUCCCCAAGAAGGCUUGGGAGAACAUGACCGAGGAAGAGAAGGAGGCGACCGACGAGAAGAAGCAGCAAGAGAGCAAGGAGGGGAAGCAGUUCGUCGGCAACACUCCAAAGGCCAAGGAAAGCCGCAAGAAGGCGAACGACGAAGAAGACGAGGAGUAUGCGGUCAAGAAACAAGCUGAGAAGGCUGCGGUUGAAGACGGCCUGGCAGAGGCAGUUGACGAGGAGGACGUAGAGUAUGUAGAAGAGGAGGAGGAUGACGAUGCCGAGAUUUCAGAAGCAGACGGUUCAGACGGGGACGGCAAAGAGACCACGCCAAAAGGAAAGAAGCGCGGCCGUCCCACCAAGUCAGAGUCGUCUGCCAACAAGAAACAGAAGAACGACUCGGGCAAAGGGAAGCAGAGCGAAUCGAAGCAAGGCGGCGACAAGUCAAACAAGAGGGUCGGUUCCCGGCAUGACAAGGCCGACGCGCCGGCGGAGCAAGGUUCAAACGAUCGUCUUCCGGAGAAGGGGCAGCAGGUCCACUGGAAGUCUCUGCCUGGCUGGGUUGACGGAGAGGUCGUCGAAAUCGUGACGGAGCACAAGAAGGUCGAGGGAAAGGACGUCAAGGCCAGCGCAGACGAUGCGAGGAUUGUGCUGAAGAGCAACUCGUCGGGGAAGAUCUGCGUGCACAAGCCCGAAGCCGUGUACUUUGAUUGA
Messenger RNA from Diplodia corticola, 972 nucleotides. RefSeq lists its product as uncharacterized. The record is from RefSeq and is a predicted model, not a curated record. NCBI's taxonomy places the organism in Eukaryota, Fungi, Ascomycota, Dothideomycetes, Botryosphaeriales, Botryosphaeriaceae. Bases 1 to 972 code for a protein of 323 amino acids. The transcript has 2 exons.